Tilletiaria anomala UBC 951 is the source of this 1968-nucleotide messenger RNA. RefSeq lists its product as uncharacterized. Gene Ontology annotation, biological process: poly(A)+ mRNA export from nucleus; regulation of translational initiation; regulation of translational termination. The record is from RefSeq and is a predicted model, not a curated record. NCBI's taxonomy places the organism in Eukaryota, Fungi, Basidiomycota, Exobasidiomycetes, Georgefischeriales, Tilletiariaceae. Gene Ontology annotation, cellular component: cytoplasm; nuclear pore cytoplasmic filaments; nuclear pore. The transcript is spliced from 5 exons. Gene Ontology annotation, molecular function: phospholipid binding; inositol hexakisphosphate binding; translation initiation factor binding. Bases 1 to 1968 code for a protein of 655 amino acids.
AUGUACUCCUCGCUGCACCAUGGCGGCAGUCCAUCGGACAGCGAAGCCUCGUCCUUUGCAUCCGAUCCACCUUCAGACUCGCUCGGCGUCCUCGGCGGCGAUGGCCAUGCCGUCGGCGACGCGCUUGCUCUCUUUCCCCCAUCUACAUCCCUCAGCAGCAGAUAUCACUCCAUUCUUUUGAGAGCAAAGCUCAGUGCAAGACAGCGGUCUCCAAGUCCGUGGAACACUGGACCUAAGGAUAAGACACCCCCGCUUCCGUGGUUGCAACAGGAGCAUAACCACAACGCAAAGUCGCCUCAUUCCCAUGACACAUCUCCUGCGUCAUCCUCUUCCUCCUCCAUGAUCCAGCUCGAGGAUAGAGAGGAGGACGAAUUAGGGAUGUCAUCCCCCGGACCAAGCACCACAAAUUGGCUCGAAGAGCCAGACGUCUCAUCAAGGUCCGUGCUGAAAACAAGGCGGGCGAGAUCACAUGCAGAGGCUGAUCGGGCUCUGCGAUGGGCCGCCUCUGUCAAAACCGAUGACUGGGACACAUGGGAAGCAAGUUGGAGGCAAGGCGCUUUUCGCCGAGAGGCGCGAGGGCGAAAACAAAGCCGGCUUGCUGCGGAGCCACAGGCCUUGACCACGCCUUCGCGACAGAGCGACGACCUAGAAUCAAUUAGGAAGAUCCUGGGUACCUUGAGAGUCUCGCAGCAGCAAGAGGAAGAGGCGUUAAAGAAUGACUUCAACAAGCGCUCUGAACAAUUAUGGUUCGAUAUCGAGCAGACCAUCCGCAAAGCUGAAGACGAUACCCGAAAGGCUGCCGAGGCAGAGGCUGAGCGGCUGCGUUCCAUGCGGCUGAAACAGAUCGAGCAAGAGCGAAUCGCUGAAGAGACCCGCAGGAAGGAGCAACAGCGGGUCGAGGAGGAAAGAAGGGCGGAAGAACGGACACGAGAGGAGAAGAGACAAAAGGAGCAGGAGCAGCUCGAACAGAAGCAUAAGGAAGAACAGCAAGCGCGGGUGGAGAAAGAGGCGCAAGAGCGCAAGAGCGUUGCCUUCUCCAAUGCAAAGAAAGAUUACGAGCAUUGGAAAGCUAGCAUGGAAGACAUCAAGAAGAACGUCCUUCCAGCUGUCUCAAGCAAUCCAACUUGGAAAAAGCAAUGCUUCGAUGCGAAACGUAGGAUCACGCCAAAAAUCAGCCAGCUGACCAACUCACGGGAAGAAGUCGUCCGCAUUGCAAUUCUCGAGGUGUUGAACGCUGCCAAAGGUACAGGCGCAAAGGAUAUCUAUAUUUGGAUUCUCAACCACCUUUCCAAAUGCUUGAUCAGACAAGCAGAGCAGGAGGUGGCUGUCAACCAGAGCGCUGCUUUUCCUUUGGCGCAGGUCGUUUCAUGGCUUCUCUUGGAAGAUCAUGUGGAAUUGGGCACAGUCUUGAUGAGUAGGCUCGUGAAAAAGUGCUGCUGGUGCCUGCCCUACCUACCACUUCCUUCACCUGGCCAAGACGACCAAUCAUAUCUCAAGCAGAUCGGCCGCAAAGAUCGCGAAGAAUCGCAAAAUAAUUACGUCUCGCGUAUGUGUGGCAUCUUUGCCUUCUACAUGGCGGUACUGCAGACGAAGCCCACGUCGCCUCCCUCAUCGUUUGCCAUCGGAGCGGCGCCAGCCGUUGAACGCAUUCCGGAGCACUUCAGGUCCUUCGCUCUGUGGCGAUGGCAGGCCCAGAGCUUGCAGCCUCCACUCGUGCACCAGUCCCUCACGCCGAAUCUGUGGUCGACUUUUUUCGACAUUGCCGGCGCAACGGCACAGCGCUUAUACGGGCGCCAAGCCGCCAAAGUCUGGCUUCUGCUAUUUACGGAGGGUAUCCGUGCCAAGCGCGCAAAGUGGUCCACCUGUGAAGAUGCGACUGCGGCAACUGCACGCCUCACUCUGCUCCUCGAGCAAUGGCAGCGGGAAGGUUCAUUCAAGGAAGCGAAAGGAUCGCAAAUGGGCCCGUGA